GGAAGCGAAAGGGCAGCGAUCGGCAGGCGGAUCGCCCGGAAAAUGGCGCCCCUGUGCGGCUGCGAUUGGCCCAUGGCUCGCCCCCAGCGCCAGCCUCUUUUUCUCUCUCUCACCCCUUCUGACAUCGCCUUCCAUUCCUUUUCCUAUUUCUGCUCUCGUGCCACUAUCACCGAUAAACCCCCUCCAUCGGCGAUAUCAACUCUGCAAAUAUGGGGUUAUCAACCCGUUUCCUCCGCAUCCCGCGGCCUGAGACAUUCCUCUAUGUGAUGAGCCUGCGCACCGGCGCUGCUCUGAUCACUCUGUCCCUACUCCUCAACAAGAUCAGCGGCCUCUAUGGACUACUCGCUCUGCUCACCGGCUACCACCUUUCCCCUGUGCAACUGUCCAUGUAUAUUUACUCCUUAAUCGCCCUCGGUCUUGCGACGAUACUUUUCCCUCACAUCCGGAAGCAAUCCCCCCUGCAAUGCCUCGCCCUCGCCUGGCUCUACGUGUUCGACAGCAUCAUCAACGCCGCCUACACCGCAACCUUCGGCGUAACAUGGUUCCUGGUCGUUUCCCAGCACUACGAGAAUGGAACGGUGUCGGGACCGGGUAGUGAGACGAUCGCCCAGACUGCCGGCUUUACCAGUCCCAAGUAUGACGAUUCUUACACCGAGUCGACCUAUACCGAGUCCACCGAUGGAAGCAACUACGCCCGGAGUUCCGAGGGCCUAAGCAACGCCGUGACCCAGCCGGAAAGCUUCCAGAGCAUCCUCUUCAUCUGCACCCUGUGGGUCGUCCGCGCCUACUUUGUGUUCGUGAUGCUCGCUUUCGCACGCCAGGCCCUGCGCAUCUACAUCGCCGUGCCGCGUCACACGCAACUGCCCACCCACAGCCGCAAUACAUCCAACGCCAGCGUUGCUAGCGUGGCUGACAUCGAUCGGGAGCCAUUCUCGCCGUUCAGCCCGGAGGGCCAGGGCUGGCAGGGCAAACUCGGUCGCGCCAUGAUCAGUGUGGGCCGUAACUACUGGCUGGGCGAAGACGAGGAGGGAACUAGCUGGAUGAACAACAUCGGGCGCCGGUUCCGCACUCGCCUCGAGAACACCGAGCUCCCCGGACCCCUCGAGCGCGAGAGAAGACGUCGCUCUGGUACCGGCCCCCCGCAGCCCUCUCAAUCUGCCGUUCAGGCUGCCGCCUUGCAGCAACCGAUCUACGAGCAAGCCCCGGGGAUGAAUGUCAAGAUGCAAGACUGGACCGAAAACCGGUGAUCCAGGCCGCUCAAAUCCACCUCGCAUAGGACACCCACCCACUCAUGCUUUGGCCGAUUGUAGAACCCUGCCUAAAUAGGGUCUUCUUUUCAUCAUAACCACUGCCAAGAACGCGAGGGCGGUUCUGUCCUGUUUGGCAAGGAGUGAGGUCACAUGCUUCUUCUAUCCGAUCUCUCCACCCCGGAUAUAGCGGAGAGACUCCUCAGCCCGUUGCCUCUUCACUGCGUGAUACAUAUAGCCCGUUUUAUUUUCCUUCGUUCCUGUUAUUAUAUAUGGCGAGAUGAUCUACAUACCCUGGUUACGAAUCAGACAGUUGGAAAGGACGGGCUGGAUUGGCGGCGUUUUUUUUUGACAUCCUUUCCUCUGUUGCUCAUUCCAUGGUCGUCUCUUCAUGGACGAGGCGUGGGCUCUCAGGUUGCAUAUGGGAGAGACGAGUCUGCACAAACCACGUGGGAACAUAAUAUCUUUACCC
Aspergillus steynii IBT 23096 is the source of this 1719-nucleotide messenger RNA. RefSeq names its product inositol phosphorylceramide synthase regulatory subunit KEI1. The transcript is spliced from 2 exons. Gene Ontology annotation, cellular component: Golgi membrane; inositol phosphoceramide synthase complex. The coding region runs from base 210 to 1247 and encodes 345 amino acids. The record is from RefSeq and is a predicted model, not a curated record. Lineage: Eukaryota; Fungi; Ascomycota; Eurotiomycetes; Eurotiales; Aspergillaceae. Gene Ontology annotation, biological process: inositol phosphoceramide metabolic process. Gene Ontology annotation, molecular function: inositol phosphoceramide synthase regulator activity.